This is a messenger RNA of Staurois parvus, 362 nucleotides long. The record is from the annotation of a GenBank genome assembly. NCBI's taxonomy places the organism in Eukaryota, Metazoa, Chordata, Amphibia, Anura, Ranidae.
AAGGGGCCCCCGGACAAUAGGGGAUCAUGGGGCCCCUGUGUCCUUGCCCACACUCAAAAAAGCCUCCACUUAUGGUCAUCAAUAGUGGCACUCUCUCCUCUCCUUACAAAUCUCCUCCAGCUACUGCCAUCAGCCGCAUUAGAUUUUCUCCAUGUAGGGCCCCAGCAGGGGCGGACUGACAACUCAUGGGGCCCCCCAGGCAAUAGGGGAUCAUGGGGCCCCUGUGUCCUUGCCCAAACUCAAAAAAGCCUAUGAAAAAGGUACCAGGGGCAUCUCAUGGGGCCCCCUACUGACCCCAGGCCCUCGGGCAGUUUCCAAAUGGUCAGUCCGCCCCUGGGCCCCAGUAAUAAAACAAAGAACAU